AUGAGAGCUGGAAAUAAAUCAGUUGUGACUAAGAGAUCACCUUUUCCGAAGGUGAAGUUGCAACUCAACGGGUUUGAGGAAUCUAAUAAGGAAGUCUUUCUCCUUCAUGAGAGAAACCUGAAAGAGCACAGAGAGAGACUUAAGAAAAUCAUGCAACAGACAAUGAAAGUUCACUCAAUUCGGAAGGACCAUAUGCAUAGGGAACGAUAUUUGGCUAAUAAGACCAAGAUCCAUAGCCUUGCAUUAAACCAAAAGAAAUCUGAUAUUACCAAGGAGAAUAACAUCCUUUUUAACAAACUGUUAGAUAUUUCAAUGGGAAAAAUGUCUAAUUUACCUUUUGUCUCAAGUCAGAAAAAUAGUUCUUUCCAAAGAAAUUGCAAAAAUCCAAAGUAUAUGAGAACGAGUAGCAUGAAUGCUUCUCCAUCAGGAAUGAAUUUACAUAAUAGCAAAGUUGGCCCUCUCUCUAGUCUCCCUAAUGAUUGAGACAUUAGUAGUCUAAACUACACAACUAGAAAAUUAGAGAAGCAACGGAUUGACAAGGAGAACCUAAAAUUAGCAGCAAAGCUACUUUCUACAAAAUCAAGGCUGAAUAAAAAUAAGCUCUUAGAUGAUUAUAAGAAGAACUUGAAGUACAAAAAAUUAAGGAGCAGGAGACAUUUCCGAUCAGAGACUCCAAAAAAAGAUAAACUACCACCUGUGAAGAGAAGGUUGAUUAUCAGAGAGGAAAAUUUUGAUAUAGAUAACAUUAAAGUUAAUUCAGACUUAUCAAUAGACGAAGAUGGAGGAAAAUCUGAACUAAAGAAUGUCACAAGCUCACUGAAUAAAUCUGCAAUCGCAAAAUCCUCCAUCAAAGGUCUUGAAAACUACAUAAGCCCUCAUGAAAAAUAAAGUCCGAAAAAUGAAAGCAAAGAAACGGUACAGAAACGAAAUCAGAACCGGCCCUCAUUCCCCUCGCCAAAUAAACUUCCCCAAAAGUGUGCUUAAAUCCAAGAAAGACCACCUCUCCAUCUACAGCUCAGAAACUUCAACUCUAAGGAAAAAGAAAUCUCCCGCUCCAAAGCCCAAGUCAAAGUCAAAGUCAAAGCCAAAGCCAAAAUCUAAAUCUAAAAAUUAUCCUUAUCAAUAA
This is a messenger RNA of Moneuplotes crassus, 1126 nucleotides long. The record is from the annotation of a GenBank genome assembly. Lineage: Eukaryota; Ciliophora; Spirotrichea; Euplotida; Euplotidae.